This is a messenger RNA of Drosophila gunungcola (fruit fly), 4391 nucleotides long. RefSeq names its product tyrosine-protein phosphatase non-receptor type 21 (gene Pez). Gene Ontology annotation, molecular function: protein tyrosine phosphatase activity. The record is from RefSeq and is a predicted model, not a curated record. Gene Ontology annotation, cellular component: cytoskeleton. The transcript is spliced from 7 exons. Gene Ontology annotation, biological process: protein dephosphorylation. NCBI's taxonomy places the organism in Eukaryota, Metazoa, Arthropoda, Insecta, Diptera, Drosophilidae. Bases 278 to 4024 code for a protein of 1248 amino acids.
UAGUCACUAACAUCAAUAUCACCACUACGAGCCCACUCCGUUUUAGUUUUUGGUUAUUCUUUUAGUUAUUCUUUUGUUAAUUCUUUGUUCAGAGCAGCACUAAGUUUGCUUUGGUCAACCGUUUUGACCAGGCAACGUGCGUGCCAAAGUGCCUUAGCCGUCGAAUUUAUGUGGGAUAAUUAAAAUCGUGUAAUUUAGCCUCGAUGGUGCUGUUGUUUUAGCCAACUAAUAAGCUAGCGGAGCCCCAAUCGGUCAAAAAGCAGCGCGCGGUUUGGAAAUGCCACUGAAGUUCUUGAAGAAAUGUCGCCAGUACAAUGUUACGUCGAAGAGCUUGUUUGUUAUAUCAGUGCAUCACCUGCUGGACACCUCCAGCACAGUGGAUUGCACGAUCAGCGCGGAGAGCAAAGGGCUGGAGUGCCUGGACAACGUUUGCCAGCGCCUCUUGAUUCAGCAGCCAGAGUUUUUCGGACUGCGCUACUUGGUCAAGGGUAAGGACAAGGAAGACGAGUUUAAAUGGAUUGACCUUGAGCGCUCGCUCAGCCGGCAGCUGGAAAAAUACGCGGCAGGGCCGAAAAUAUACUUGCGUGUGCGCCACUACGUGACAACGGGCGUUCGCCACCUGAGCGACGAGGCCACGCGCUUCUACUACUUUUUGCAGCUCAAGAGCGACAUCUACGAAGGGCGCAUUACCUGCGACAUCCGCACGGCCAUUCUGCUGGCGCUCUACUGCCGACAGGCGGAGUACGACACCUACCAGGGCGACAAGCAGAGCAAGGACUAUUUGAAAAAGUCGCUGGUCCUGCCGCGCAACAUGCAGGGCUUGGCUAACGACGACAGCAUGUUGGAGGGUCUAAUCGUGGAGGUCCUGCAGCAGCAGGCAGGUCUGACCCAACGCGGUCAGAGUCAGGCGGAGGAGAUGUACAUACAAUGCUGCCAGCAGCUCGAUGGCUAUGGGGAGGAGCGUUUCGCCGCCAAAGACACGCUCGGCAAUGAUCUGCUACUGGGCCUCGCCAUCAACGGGAUGGUGGUCAAUGCGGACAAUGGGCGCCAGUAUUUCCCGUGGAAGGACUUCCACACGGUGACAAUCGACAAGCGCACGAUCAAGAUCGAGCAAAACAAGCUGGACGGUGGCGGCAGCAUAGUGGGCAGCUUUAUUUUCGGCGAGGCCGACAUGGCGCGCUACUUCUGGAAGCUCACCAUCAGUCAACAUAAGUUCUUUAAGCGCUACAUUGACACCGCCACACCUCCGAGCCUGGGAAGUGGUGCAGAUGUGGAGAGCGGUCAGGUGGGGUUGGAUACUGUCGGUUACGUGGAUUAUGACUACGUCGAAUCAGCCGAGCAAUUACAACAGCAUCAGCAGCAACAUGUUCAGCAGCAACAACAGGUUCAGAAACAGCAUCAGUUGAUCUCAUCGAACAUUUCGCUGGCCGCCAGUGCCAGCCAGCUAUUAGGACAGAGCAGGUCCUGCCUAGACUUAAGCAACAGCAACCUGCACAGCAGCAGUGGCAUGCUACACCAUGGAAGCAGCAACAAUAACAAUAACGAGGACCGGGAGCGACUCAAAGCGAUGCUUCCCACAUACCGUCCUGCACCAGACUAUGAGACCGCAGUACAACUAAAGUACCGCACACCUUCGGCUGAGCUGCACAACGUGACAGUUGCAUUGGCAGCUCCUGGGAAUGCAUACUAUGCGGGGUCCCAGCCGGAUGUCCACAAUACAGGCUUGCAUAACGAAAACUUGCUGUAUGGUCACCUGACUGCGCAUCGUUAUCCAGAUGUGGCACAGCCGGCCGCUGCCCUACACCACCACAUCAACCUGUACCCUAUGCAACAUCAGCAACCGCAGUCACAUUUACAGCCCAUGAGUACGGCGCAGGCGUAUUUGGAGCUCUCACAGCGUAUGCAACUAAUGCGUCAAAAAGUGCCGCCGCCGUAUGUCAAUAGGCUGAGUUCCUCCUCCACGCCCGAUCUGGCAGUGGCUACGCCCCGUCCGCUGCAGGGCUACCGGAACUAUGUAAGCGGCUCAUCUCCGGAUCUAGUCUCCAACCGCACACUCUUCAAUGGCGGCCAGUUCUUGGCUAUGGCCGCUGGGGGACAUGCCGGAAACAUUCCCACCUCCUCCGGAGCCACUAUGCUUCACCAGUACCAGCAUGUGAGCCACAUGGGGCACUCGCAGCCUUACCUGCCUGCGCACGGCACUUUCGAAAACCUCAACAUGAUUGAGGAGCAACCGUCCAUAAUGUCACAGCUGCGUCAGUCAGCGAUGAGCCAGGCAGCUGCUGCAGCUGCGGCGGUCGUGGACACACAGAGUUCGCCUACCCUGCCUCCAAGUGGAUAUCGCCCAUCUGUCCCACCGCCAGCCAGCAGUCCGCUACCACCGCCGUUGGCAGCUUCUACGCAUCAGUCGACCACGCCCGCUCUCCUUCAGCGGAGCUUGCUGAACGGUUCCAUCGAGCCCAUAUACGAGAAUGUUCCUCUACCACAGCGAGCCUCUGACGACAGCUCUGGGGCCGUUCAUACCGAAACUAUGCGACAGCGAGCUUCGUCCAUACAGUCUGCCCCAAGUGUUGUUCCUGUUCCAGUUGCAAGGAACGCCAGCACGAAUAACCUGGUCACUGUCACAGUCAAUUCCCAGCCUGACGACGACAACAUAAAGAAGUACGGGGCGGACCGGGCGGCAGAAACAGAACUGCUUUUCCUGGAGCCGCAGGCACCUAAGCGCUCCACCAGAGCCGCCAGUGCUGCUCCGAAUAUGGGAACCGCGACUCCGCCACGUCAAAAUUCCUUCACAGCCAGCCUUAAUAAGUCGACAACAGUUGAGGCGAACUGGUCGGGAGAAUCACUGCAACAGCAAUUAUGUGCCAUGAAUCUUUCUUCUAACACUUCGGCUUCCACCUCCUCCGCGUUUAAUUCGACGCUGGACACCACGUCAUCGUCAGCGGCCAGCAAGGACUUAAAGCGCAAGAAGCGCUGGAACUUCUUGUCGCGAAGCAAAACACCCGAGAAGCAGAAGUCUGCCACGCUGGGCAGGGAAAAGGCCUUGACAGUAAGUCAGCACGCCAAGCUGGCGGCAAAGUUAAAGCUGGCCCAAGAUGACCUCAACCUGCCAAAUCGUUGGUCCACGGGCGUUAGCAAGCCGCAUCCAAUUUCCGGGAGAUUUUCCAAGGACAAGCUGUGCCAAAUACUAGACGAGAAGCUAACUGACUCGCAGUUAUUUAUGGAGUUUGAACGCAUACCGAAGCGAAGGGAGCACGCACUAUACGAGUGCGCCCUGCUGGAAGAGAACGAGCCAAAGAACCACGACCCAAACUUUUUGCCCUACGAUGACAACAGAGUGCGACUGACGCCAUCGAUGGAAAAUCGUCAUGGUUACGUUAAUGCAUCUUACAUAUCUGCCACAGUCGGCACUAAGCAGCGAUUUUACAUUGUGGGCCAAUCCCCGCAAAAAUCGCAAAAUAUGCGCAUCUUUUGGCAGUGUGUCUGGGAGGCAGAUGUGUAUUUGGUGGUCCAACUAACUGAGGAUAUGAGCUAUAUUCCCCUUAGCAGUCAGCAGCGUCUGGAGUUUGGACAAUUCCAAGUGUAUCAGGAAUUCUCACAAACCACCGAUCGCUGCACCACCAUAAAGUUGCGCCUGUACCAUGUACCAUCACGUCGGUACCGUUCCGUCUGGUAUCUGCAGUAUGCAGACUGGGCGGAGCAAAAUUGUCCCAGCGACGUAAAUCACUUUCUUGACUUUCUCGAAGAGUUAAACUCAGUAAGACUAGCAUCAUCCCAAGAAGUUCCGCCGGGACAUAACACAAACCCACCGGUACUUAUACACUGUCUGGAAGGUGGUGGACGUUCGGGCGUAACCCUUACUGCGGAUCUUCUGCUUUAUACUCUGGAUCACAACGAGGACUUAGAUAUACCUCGUGUUAUUGGCCAGCUGCGGCAUCAGCGGGACAGCAUUAUACCUUCCCUGGCGCAAUACAAGUUUAUAUACAGUCUUCUCAUUACGUAUUUAAAACGCACGAGGUUAAUUUAAGUUGAUUUUGAACAAAAGGUGAAUCUUGGCUAAUGUGUUCUUUCGUUGUUUAAGCUUGAAUUUAUUUGUACAAUUUUGUUUUAAACUAACUAACAAAACUAGUUAUACUUUAAGCUUAAGCCACUAAAAUGUUACCUUUUAAACAUGUAUUAUUUUGUUCAGAAAUAUUGUUUUUAAUUGGCAGCUGUUAAUCUUUAAUAUUGUUACAUUUCUAUAGUAACUGGUUUUUAAGCUUAGAUUUGUUACCUAAACCCCUUUAAGCGGCUUCUUCCUAAAAAUAUAUUUAGCGAUAACAUAGUUCUUUUGGUAAGCCUAUUAAAACGCCAGUUAACUAAUCACAGGUUAAGAGCCUUAUAUUUUAUAAAAA